GGAUGUGCCGCUAUGUAAAAUGGCGGCGUGAGAGAGGCUCGUUCAAAUCACAGCGGUUUAUUGAUUUUUACCUGUGAAGGUGUUUUACUCACGUUUCUGAAGUGGCCUGCGUCACCUGGAGUUAUCACACAAUCAGUCCGGAUUUACCCUCUAGAAAAGAGCAGGUGGGAUGGCGAAGAGGAUCGCUGACAAAGAGUUAACGGACAGGAACUGGGAUCAGGAGGAGGAGGGAGAGGAGGCGGGGACGUUUUCAGUUGCGAGUGAAGAUGUGUUGAAGAAUCGAGCCAUUAAAAAGGCCAAACGCCGAAACCUCGGAGCUGAGGGGGAGAGUCCAGGAGCGUUCAAAGGUUUUAAAGGCUUUUCUUUGACUGCGGCGGUGACUGCAGCAGCGGCGAGUGGGAGCUCGACUCCCACCCUGUUCUCGGGUUUCGGGAACGGUGGAGGCUUUAAAGGCAUCGGCGGCCUCACCAACGGAAACAGCAUCGCUCCUUCGUUCGGAGGUUUCUCGUCUCCUGCAGCGUCCACUGCUGCUCCAGGUCUGACGUUCAACAGCCCCGCCUCCACUGACAUCACGGCCAAGCAGACCAAUGGCUCCGCCCCGAGCCCGGCUCAAAGCUCGGGCUCCGGCAGCAGCAGCAGCAGUGUCAGCAACAAGGAGUACAGCCGGCAGCUCACCGCCCUCAACUGCUCGGUGCGGGACUGGAUCACCAAACACGUGAACGACAACCCGCUGUGUGAUCUCAACCCCAUCUUCAGGGAUUAUGAGCGGCACCUGUCCAGCAUCGAGCGGCAGUACGGCGCCGGCUCUGCUGCUCCAUCUGACGGGGGCUCGGAGGAGAAGAAGCAGGGAGGGAUGCUGCCAACCACAGCCACCCCUCCUCCUCCUCCUCCCUCAUCUUCCUCCUCCAGCAGCAGCUCGGCGGCUCCGGCUCCAGGCGCCACUUUGUUCUCCUUUGGUAAAAAAACGACAGAAGACUCGACCCGGGACAAAAGCUCCGCCGCCGCUCCGAUCCCCGCCGGCAUCACGUUUAACUUCGGCCAGAAGGUGGACAGCUCUGUCCUCGGCUCCUUAGGGUCCAAAACCACGACCCCCAGCUUCUCCUUCUCCUCCUCCGGCGCCUCCUCCAGUCAGACCUCCCUGUUCGGAGCUCCUGGAUCCGCCGCUCCUCUGUCCUUCAGCGGGACGAAGGCUGAGGACGCUAAGGCUGCAGACGAGAACGGAGAAGAAGAGUCGGAGGAGCCGCCGAAACCUGACAUCAAAGAGGUGAAAGAGGACGACGCUUUCUACUCAAAGAAGUGUAAAAUGUUCUACAAGAAGAACUCGGAGUUCAAGGAGAAAGGAGUGGGAACUCUGCACCUCAAACAAACAGCGGAGGGAAAAACUCAGUUGCUCAUUCGCGCUGACACCAACCUGGGAAACAUCCUCCUCAACAUCAUGGUGCAGUCGUCCAUGCCGUGCUCUCGGGUCGGUAAGAACAACGUGAUGGUGGUGUGCGUCCCCAACCCGUCCAUCGACGACAAGAACCCCAGCAGCCCCGUCCCCCUCCUCAUCCGGGUCAAGACCGCCGAGGACGCCGACGAGCUCCACAAGAUCCUGGAGGAGAAGAAAGGCUGAACCCCGAGCUUUUAGCAGACUUCACCUGGUCAUCCUCUGACCCCCCCCCCCCCCCCCCCCAGACUCAUCACCCUUCUCCUCAUCACGCCGGUUUUAUCCACACACACACACACACACACACACUUGUACUUAACUCCUGGUAAAUCAGCUGUUCCAUCACAAUGAAUUGGUCGUCAUACUGUGAAAUCUUUUAGUUUGAAAUCAGAAGCAGGUCGUUGGCGUCGGCGUCGGCGACCACAUUCCUCCUCCGACGCUGCUGCUGCUGUUUGAUCAGAGACGGAAGGUGUGUCGAUCAGCCUCAGUGUUUCACGAGUCGUCCUUCGAUCUUUACCACUGAGUUUCUUUGGGGAAAGCUCCAAAUAAAGGUCCAGUCGAUUUGGUUUUACAAAUUAAAUACCUGCAGUAACAGUUAAUGUUUUAAUGAACGUGUCGAGGAUGUCGAGCCGAGCGUCUGCUGAGUCUGGUUUCUGUUUUUUUUUUGGCUCUGGAAACUAUUUAUUGUGUCGGCAGGAAUCAUUUCUCUCACUGAUGGAACCUCGUGUGAAUGUUUCUGAGCGCCGCGUGGAAGGAAGUGUUUUAUUUUUGUUGUUUUUCUGUCAACAUGGACUCUGUUGUUUUCCAAGUGUCCUUUGUGUGGCCUUCGGUCCGGCCGUCGAGAUGAGGCAUGCUGUCAUCGUCUGAGAACAUUUGUAAAGACAUUUUAUUGGGGAAUAAAAGGAAACAAACCAACUCGA
Seriola aureovittata is the source of this 2349-nucleotide messenger RNA. RefSeq names its product nucleoporin 50 (gene nup50). Gene Ontology annotation, biological process: protein import into nucleus. The record is from RefSeq and is a predicted model, not a curated record. Lineage: Eukaryota; Metazoa; Chordata; Actinopteri; Carangiformes; Carangidae. Gene Ontology annotation, cellular component: nuclear pore. The transcript is spliced from 8 exons. Bases 170 to 1615 code for a protein of 481 amino acids.